Molecule: messenger RNA, 1602 nt
Organism: Rhizoctonia solani
Lineage: Eukaryota; Fungi; Basidiomycota; Agaricomycetes; Cantharellales; Ceratobasidiaceae
Product: cytochrome P450 family protein
Exons: 9
Coding region: 1-1602 (533 amino acids)
Molecular function (GO): monooxygenase activity; oxidoreductase activity, acting on paired donors, with incorporation or reduction of molecular oxygen; heme binding
Source: RefSeq, a predicted model, not a curated record
AUGAAUCAGGAGAGAGGAAGACACUCGAUCCACAAAUCCCCUCAAGCGAGCUUCAGCAAGGAGACAGCUAUGGUUGUCGAUUCGCUUCACCUUGCUCAUUAUUCCGUUGGAUUGGGAAUACUAGUAUUAAUAUCCUAUGCGAUUCCAUACCUUCUGGACCCGUACAACUACCGCCACAGGUUUCCCGGCCCACGACUGGCAGCUUUUACGAACUGGUGGAUGUUCCGCCUUGUGCGGAGUGGCCACCAUAGUGAAGCUGUCAAGGAGCUUUAUGAGAAAUAUGGUACCUUUGUGCGACUGGGACCAAACCAUAUUAGUAUCGCUGAUCCGGAUGCUUUCGAGAGUGUCUACGGGCACGGGAAAGGAUUGCUAAAAUCCGAAUUUUACCAUGCAUUUCAAGGUGGCCCCGAAACUGAUACAUUCAACGCGCGCAAUAAAGCCGAGCACUCAAGUCGCGGGGUCUCUGGAAUCAAUUGGGUUGCGGAAAAUGGGAAAGCGGUCAUCAAUGUUUGUGCUCAGUUCUCCUACCUCGCGUUCGAUAUAAUUGGCGACCUGUCUUUGGGAUCUCCAUUCGGACUUGUUCAGGCUCAAAAGGAUUCUUCCCUAUCUGUUGAAUCUGUUGAUGUAUCAGGAGAAACCAAGCAGGGAACAGUAGAGAUACCGAUUGCCAGAACCAUAGCUGGCGGACUGGCCCAAUGCACGACAAUAGGUUUAUUCCCUUCGUGGGCACAUAACAUCCAUAUGUUCCUUCCUUGGAAUGCUCUAGCUCUCUUUGACCGGUUAAGAUUCUUCAAGCUGGCCACGACACUAGUAGAUGCGAGGCUCAAGCGUGGCUCUGGGAAAGAUAUGGAGGACGGAUCCGGAAAGCGAAACAUCGACCUAAUUGACAAGUUGAUUGAAAUCCAAGACGAGAAUGGGAAUCCUUUACCGAAAGAUGAAAUGAUUGCAGAGGCAGUCCUCCUGCUGGUCGCUGGUAGCGACACUGUAAGCAACAACUUGUCCUCCUUGUUCUAUCACUUGGCAAUGCAACCCGAGAUCCAACAAGAGCUACAAGCCGAGCUUGAUAAGCACAUUAUUUACGAUGACUCUCACAGAUACGAAGUUAAAGAAGGUGUUGCAGUCCCAGGAUACGAUGUGGUCGCGUGGUACGACGACAUCAAAGGACUUCCUUUCCUUAACGCUUGUGUCAAAGAGACACUACGUAUUCACUCAACGGUCGGCAUUGGCCUACCGAGGGUUGUUCCACCUGGAAAAGAGAUCAGAAUCGCCGGACAGACAUUCAAGCCGGGCAGCGUCAUUAGCGUGCCUUCUUAUACCACCAAUCGUGCGAGCGUAUGGGGCAGCAAUGCAACGGAGUUUCAACCCAAACGUUGGCUCGACGAUAAAUCUGGUUCGCUAAGCAAGUAUUUUGUCCCCUUUUCCGUAGGACCAAGGGCUUGCAUUGGUCGAAACCUAGGAUAUAUGGAGCUCAUGUUAAUUGCCGCAACACUCGUCCGUCGCUAUGAUAUCGAAGCACUUCCUAUUACUAAAAUGGUUACUCACGAAGGGUUCACUCGCGAGGCGGUUCAUUGCGAAGUAGCGAUCAAACGUCGAAAGGCAUAA